AUGGCAGAAAGAUGGGUUCCUUCAUUAAGCUUUUUCCUAGUUAUGGUUGUCCUUCACUCAGCAGAUGCUUCAAUUCCAGCUAUGUUCAUACUAGGGGACUCAACAGCUGAUGUUGGAACCAACAGUUUAUUGCCUUUUAGUUUUAUAAGAGCUGAUUUUCCUUUCAAUGGCAUUGACUUUCCCUCCUCACAACCAACUGGGAGGUUCAGCAAUGGCUUCAACACUGUAGAUUUUCUCGCCAAUCUAACAGGUUUCCAAAUAAGUCCACCACCCUUUCUUUCUCUAGUUGACAGUCAGUCUUCUAUGAACAAGCAGUUUCUUAAAGGUGUAAGCUUUGCAUCAGGAGGAUCUGGACUUCUUGAUACAACAGGACAAUCUCUGGGAGUCAUCCCCUUGGGAAAGCAAAUUCAGCAGUUUGCCACAGUCCAGAGCAAUCUUACUGCAGCAAUAGGUUCAGAUGAAACAGAGAAGCUGCUCUCCAAAUCUUUGUUUCUCAUCAGCACUGGAGGCAAUGAUAUUCUUGGCCAUUUCCCCUUAAAUGGUGGUUUAACCAAGGAAGAGUUCAUAAAAAACCUUAGUGAUGCAUAUGAUAACCACUUAAAGAAUUUAUUCGAGCUUGGGGCAAGGAAGUUUGCCAUUGUAGGCGUUCCACCAAUUGGGUGUUGUCCGUUGUCAAGACUUGCAGAUAUCAACGAUCAUUGUCAUAAAGAAAUGAAUGAGUAUGCCAGAGAUUUCCAGACAAUACUCAGUGCCCUCUUGCAAAAGCUCAGCUCAGAAUAUGGAGGCAUGAAGUACUCACUUGGAAAUGCAUAUGAAAUGACAAUGAAUGUUAUAGACGAUCCUCCUGCAUUCAGUAAGUGA
Vitis vinifera (wine grape) is the source of this 861-nucleotide messenger RNA. RefSeq names its product GDSL esterase/lipase At2g42990. The transcript has 4 exons. The record is from RefSeq and is a predicted model, not a curated record. Bases 1 to 861 code for a protein of 286 amino acids. Gene Ontology annotation, molecular function: hydrolase activity, acting on ester bonds. NCBI's taxonomy places the organism in Eukaryota, Viridiplantae, Streptophyta, Magnoliopsida, Vitales, Vitaceae.